Spirodela intermedia is the source of this 114-nucleotide messenger RNA. NCBI's taxonomy places the organism in Eukaryota, Viridiplantae, Streptophyta, Magnoliopsida, Alismatales, Araceae. The record is from the annotation of a GenBank genome assembly.
AUGCACAAUUUGACCGUCACUCAUUUUAAUUUAACAAUGUAUAAGGUAUCAAAAUUUGAUAACUUGUUGCAAACUUUGGGGAGAUUAUGGCGUGGAGGUUUAGGGUUUUCAUAG